This is a messenger RNA of Arabidopsis lyrata subsp. lyrata, 1020 nucleotides long. Its product is annotated as protein C2-DOMAIN ABA-RELATED 11. The record is from RefSeq and is a predicted model, not a curated record. Lineage: Eukaryota; Viridiplantae; Streptophyta; Magnoliopsida; Brassicales; Brassicaceae. Bases 315 to 815 code for a protein of 166 amino acids. The transcript has 4 exons.
UACUAUUACGGUCAAAACGCAUGUUAAGGCUUUUGUUUGGUCUAAUAACAUUCUUUCUUUAUUAUAGCAACCUCGAGACUCGAGUCGAGACCAUGGAAUUUGUCUUUAAGAAGACAACAUUUGUAUGAAAACGAUAUUUUCAAUUUAAAAAAAAAAAACAAAAAUCUGAUUGAGAAUGAUGAUGAUACUCGUCGCCUCCGCGUAAGUAGCUGCGUUAAUCUCAAGAAGACGAAACCAAAUCUUUUUGUUUUGUUCAAUUCUCUCACAACCACAAGAAGACGAUUUUGUAUUCUUGUUUCCAAACUGAAUCUGAGAUGGGCGAGCCACUGGGACUGCUCCAGGUGACUGUUAUUCAAGGAAAGAAACUGGUGAUCCGAGAUUUCAAGUCAAGUGAUCCUUAUGUGAUUGUCAAAUUAGGAAAUGAGUCAGCCAAGACCAAAGUGAUCAACAAUUGCCUGAAUCCAGUGUGGGAUGAGGAACUCAGCUUUACACUGAAAGAUCCUGCAGCAGUACUCGCAUUGGAAGUGUUUGAUAAAGAUAGGUUCAAGGCAGAUGACAAGAUGGGUCAUGCCUCUCUCAGCCUUCAACCGCUUAUCUCAGUUGCUAGGCUAAGACAUGUAGUCCGCAUUUCCUCUGGCGAGACAACGCUUAGGAAAGUGUUACCGGGUCCAGAGAACUGCGUAUCUCGGGAGAGCACAAUCAGUUGCAUAGACGGAGAGGUGGUGCAGAGCGUGUGGCUGAGGCUGUGUGCUGUUGAAUCGGGUGAGAUUGAGUUGAAGAUAAAGUUGAUUGAUCCUCCUGGAACAAACAAGUAGCAAUAGGGUAUUUUAUGUUAGUCUGUAACACGAGACCGUUUGUCUAGUAUAAUUGCAACAUCAGUGUGGUCUUGUCUUGUUUCCAAGUGUGCCUUUGUGACCACUCACCAAUUUAUUAGAAAUCUUUGAGAUACGUUAUGCCGCUCUCAUCCCGUAGCUUGUUCCUUUUUUCCUUGUGUGUACAUUUUGAGUGUUUUGAUGGAAA